Molecule: messenger RNA, 1944 nt
Organism: Perognathus longimembris pacificus (Pacific pocket mouse)
Lineage: Eukaryota; Metazoa; Chordata; Mammalia; Rodentia; Heteromyidae
Gene: Prdm14
Product: PR/SET domain 14
Exons: 9
Coding region: 1-1944 (647 amino acids)
Biological process (GO): regulation of transcription by RNA polymerase II
Cellular component (GO): nucleus
Molecular function (GO): protein binding; RNA polymerase II transcription regulatory region sequence-specific DNA binding
Source: RefSeq, a predicted model, not a curated record
AUGGCGCUGCCGCAGCCCGCGGGGGCCGCGCUCCUGGCCGCGGCGGGCGGCCCGCUGGGGUUCCCGGGCCGCCGCGCCCCGCCCGGCCGCCUGCUGCGCGCCGUUCCCGAGCUACGGCCCCUGCGGGGACCCGCGGCCCUGCCCGCCGCCCGCGGCCGCCCGCCGCGCGCUCGCCCCGGCCCCCUGCGCCCCGGCGCCGCCCGAGCUGAGCCCCGACGGGGCCCUGCGGGGCGAGCCUUCACCCAGGAGGAGCUGCACUUCGUCUUGUACGGCGCCGCCCCGCACCCCGAGCCGCGAGUCCGCCGGCACCACGCGAGGUCGGGCCGCCCGGCCCCCGCGGAGAGCUCUGGGCCAGAUCAUCUUCCUCCAGCCUUGGAUAACGACUCGCUCCAGCUUCCAGAAGGUCUCUGCAUCAUGCAGACUAUGGUUGGCAGCAUCCCGCGUGUCGGUGUGUUCUGUAGCAAUUUCAUUGCCAAAGGAAUCCGGUUCGGUCCCUUUCAGGGUAAAGUGGUCAAUGCUAGUGAAGUCAAGACCCACAGGGACAACUCUCUGAUGUGGGAGAUCUUUGAAGAUGGUCACUUGAGCCAUUUUGUGGAUGGAAAAGGUACAGGGCACUGGAUGUCUUAUGUCAACUGUGCCCGCUUCCCCAAGGAGCAGAACCUGAUGGCAGUACAGUAUCAUGGGCAGAUAUUUUAUGAGAGUUGCAAGGAAGUCUACCAGAACCAGGAGCUCCUGGUGUGGUAUGGAAACUGCUAUGAGAAAUUCCUGGACAUUCCCGUGAGCCUUCACGCCCCUGAGCAGGGCCAGCAGCCAGCUGGGCGAUCGGAAGAGUCUGCAGAAGGCUACCGGUGCGAGAGGUGCGGGAAGGUGUUUACUUACAGAUAUUACAGAGACAAGCACCUCAAGUACACCCCAUGUGUGGACAGGGGGGACAGGAAGUUUCCCUGUUCUCUCUGCAAACGAUCCUUUGAAAAGCGGGACCGGCUCCGGAUCCACGUCCUUCACGUCCAUGAGAAGCACCGGCCUUACCUGUGUUCUAUCUGUGGGAAAUGCUUCUCGCAGUCCUCCAGCCUGAACAAGCAUAUGCGGGUGCACUCUGGAGACAGGCCAUACCAGUGUGUGUACUGCACGAAGAAAUUCACGGCGUCCAGCAUCCUCCGCACGCACCUCCGGCAGCACUCGGGGGAGAAGCCCUUCAAGUGCAAGCACUGCGGGAAGCCCUUCGCCUCGCACGCCGCCCACGACAGCCACGUGCGCCGCUCGCACAAGGAGGGCGGCGAGGGGGGCCCCUGCCACCUCUGCGGGGCCUCCAGCCCGGAGCCCCGGCGUCCUGGGCAGCGGAGACCUCGCCCUUCCCGCGCCCUGGCGCUGCGCCCCGGCACCCAGACUCCCGGCGUCCUGGGCAGGAAGACCUCGCCGUUCCCGCGCCCUGGCGCUGCGCCCCGGCACCCAGACUCCCGGCGUCCUGGGCAGGAAGACCUCGCCGUUCCCGCGCCCUGGCGCUGCGCCCCGGCACCCAGACUCCCGGCGUCCUGGGCAGGAAGACCUCGCCGUUCCCGCGCCCUGGCGCUGCGCCCCGGCACCCAGACUCCCGGCGUCCGGGGCAGCGGAGACCUCGCCCUUCCCGCGUCCUGGCGCUGCGCCCCGGCACCCAGAGCCCCGGCGUCCUGGGCAGGAAGACCUCGCCGUUCCCGCGCCCUGGCGCUGCGCCCCGGCACCCAGAGCCCGGCGUCCUGGCGCGGAUGGACGCGGGGAUGGACGCGGCCGUGGCUGGUGCUCGCGGAAACGCUCUGCACUGCCGCGCGCGAGGACGAGCCCACCCAGGAAGAGCGGAAGUGUAGGGAGGUGGGUGCUGAAGAGGAGUCAGAAGGCCCAGCAGGCCCCCGGACCCCCGGACGGACGGACGCCCUCCCGAGGCACUGGGAAGCGCUUCGGAGGGUGUGA